This is a messenger RNA of Chilo suppressalis (striped riceborer), 1331 nucleotides long. The record is from the annotation of a GenBank genome assembly. NCBI's taxonomy places the organism in Eukaryota, Metazoa, Arthropoda, Insecta, Lepidoptera, Crambidae.
GACAGUGACGGACGUGAUGAAGUUGAUUUUCCGUGUGCUUUGUUUGUAUUUUGCGUUGGUGAUGAUUUAUUGUUCAGUGACGCGUCUAAAUACUAGUUUCUCAUUUUAAACGUUUAACUAAAAAUCCUUUUUAGACAGUUUCACAAUGUUGAAGUUUGAAAUAGUGUCCUCACGAAUAGUGGAGGGUGUAGACAGCGAGAAAAAAUUUGUUGCUUACAUGUUACAAGUCAGGAAGGACGACAAAGAAUCUAAUAUUUACGAUUCCGAUCCUUCCAAUGUGGAGCGCAGAUACACCCAUUUCCUAGAGCUUUAUAAUGGCUUAAAGAAGGAUCACACUGCAUUGUUAAGUAAUAUAUCAUUUCCAAGAAAGAUGCUGGUUGGAAAUUUUGAGCCAAGCUUGAUAUCAACAAGAUGUUUUGCCUUUGAAACAUUAGUCAGAACUGUUGCAAAUAAUUUUAGUUCGAGGGACUCCCCAGCAGUGAUAUCAUUUUUCCAGGACAUUGAGUUAAAUGAGGCCAAGAGACUUAUAGAAGAAAAAAAAUUUGACCAAGCCCUUUCUCUACUAGAAUCAAGUUUCAAAUUAUUAAAUAAGCUUUAUACAGAUAGGUCUCGAGUAGUGCUUAGUGCUCUCUGUCGUAUUGUGGCAUGCGCAGAAGCAAGUGGGGGUGCUCUGGCAGGUCCAGUAGAGCAGUGGGCUCAGCUGGCUCUUAGACGGUACGAGGCUGUCAGUGACUCUGACCUGUUAAUCAUAUACGUUCCUCUAAUACAUGCCUGUAUUUCCAUAUGGGAAACAUUGGGGCGUGAUAAGUCUAAAUUGGUUGAAGAAUUAAACGAUCUUCGUAAACGAGACUUCUCCCUGUGGGACGUGAUCCCUAAGAUCCAGGUCACCAGGUUCCACAUACUGAGCCAGCACCUCACUUGGCCACAGCUCAAUGCAGCAAUCAUCGGUCUACUGUCCCUGCUCUUCUGCUUCUACCUUGAGAUUCGGAAGAGAAAGCUAGACGAUAUGGUGGAAAAAGUGCUGACUGUCAGUCAAGUGACUGACGCAACAAUGGAAAUCGAGAAGGAGAGGCAGGCGGCAGCCAUGAGGGUGUGCGUGGACCUUUUGGACACCUCCGCAGAACACUACGAGCACCUCAUGCUGCUCAGAGAUGAGCUCCGUAAGCGCGAACGCCCAAAGAAGCAACUCCCACCAGCCAUCGAACCGAGCGCUUUGGAAAUAUGACCUCUUUAGGGCAACGACGAACUUUUUGGUUUUUUUUAUCUCCAGUGUUUGUUGUAUGCUUUCGGUGACUAUUUUGAAAUUAAAUUUCUUUUCCACAAGUAAACCU